UACUUUUGUAUCAAGAGUACUUUUAAUUUUUUUUUUGGGCUGGAAAACUAGUAACGCGAUUAUGCCGACCGUUUUUUCCAGUUGGCGUAUUACUCUGAAAAUCUAAACCGGAAGUCGCGCGUGCUGCUCCGCCGCGACACGGGGCAGAAGGCUCUCCCGGAAAGCUUGCAGCCGCAUCGGCUCUGAUCAUUUUCUUCAUCGGGGGGUUCUGUCCAACAUGGCGGCUUACGGAUGGAAAUACUGAUGACAGUCCGAAAGAUCGCCUCGAUUUGUACGAUGGGCGCCAAUGCCUCCGCCUUGGAAAAGGAGAUCGGACCGGAACAGUUUCCCGUGAACGAGCACUACUUCGGAUUGGUCAACUUCGGCAACACCUGCUACUGCAACUCGGUGCUGCAGGCGCUGUACUUCUGCCGGCCGUUCAGGGAGAAGGUGUUGGCCUACAAGGUGCAGCCGCGUCGUAAGGAGUCCCUCCUCACCUGUCUCUCCGACCUGUUCAACAGCAUCGCCACGCAGAAGAAGAAAGUCGGCGUCAUCCCGCCCAAGAAGUUCAUCUCGCGGCUCAGAAAAGAAAACGAGCUGUUUGACAACUACAUGCAGCAGGACGCCCACGAAUUCCUCAACUACCUCCUCAACACCAUCGCUGACCUCCUCCAGGAGGCGAAGAGCCAGGAGCGACAGCAGAACGGAAAGCUGGUGCAGAAUGGAGGAGGAGGGACGGGAGGAGGAGGAAGUGAGGGAGGAGGAGAGGGAGAAGGAGGAAAGGAGACGCAACAGACUUGGGUCCACGAGAUCUUCCAAGGAACUCUGACCAACGAGACGCGCUGCCUCAACUGUGAAGCUGUGAGCAGUAAAGACGAGGACUUCCUGGACCUCUCGGUGGACGUGGAGCAGAACACCUCCAUCACGCACUGCCUCAGGGGCUUCAGCAACACAGAGACGCUGUGCAGUGAAUAUAAAUACUACUGUGAGCAGUGUCGCAGCAAACAGGAAGCCCAGAAGAGGAUGCGCGUGAAGAAGCUGCCGAUGAUCCUCGCCCUCCACCUGAAGCGCUUCAAGUACAUGGACCAGCUGCACCGCUACACCAAGCUGUCCUACCGCGUCGUCUUCCCCCUGGAGCUCCGCCUCUUCAACACGUCGGGCGACGCCACCAACCCCGACCGGAUGUACGACCUGGUGGCCGUCGUGGUGCACUGCGGCAGCGGACCCAACCGAGGUCAUUACAUCACCAUCGUGAAGAGCCACGGCUUCUGGCUGCUGUUUGACGACGACAUCGUGGAGAAGAUCGACGCCCAGGCGAUCGAGGAGUUCUACGGCCUGACGUCGGACAUCUCCAAGAACUCUGAGUCGGGCUACAUCCUGUUCUACCAGUCCAGAGACUGAAGCCGGCGGCCAAUCCCCGACGAGACUGAGGGGGGGAAGGGGCGUGGCCUAAGGGACGCCACCAGGCUCCGCCCCCACCACGCAUCACCUAAGUGCCCCGGGCUUUUAUUUCCUGCUGGUGGAGCACCCCCCCCCCUGGAUCGGUUGCCAGCCUCCUGGAUGACGGGGGAGGGGUGGACUGGGGGGGGGGGGGGGGUGACAUCGCCGUGAGCACAGCGGCCAUUUUUCUUUUCUUUUUUUGGGAGGUGAAGGACGACGCAGAGCAACCCGCGUGUACGAUGCACCGUGCUACAUUAGCUUCAUGCUAGCACACGGCUAACGAGGGUCCCCCCCCCCACCCCCACCUUUUCAUAACGAAACCACGACGCUGACUCCUGAAUAACUUUAAACCGUUUGCAGUGUUUGAAUCAUUACGUGGUGCUAAAAGAAAUAAUUAAAGAGACGGAGGUUAUUUUUUUAGAUUUUUAUUUUUUACUAAGAAUUUAUCCUCAAUUAGUGCGUUUUUUCUUCUUCUUUUUUAAAGACUUGUGAAAAGAAAGUAUAUAUUCUUUUUUUUAAUCCGGCUUUUCGUGGUUGCCACAGCGACGCUGUUGGCUAUUCGACAACGUUUCAUAUUUCCUGUGAGUCGGUUCAGACAUCUGGCUCACACACACACACACACACACACACACAGCUGUUCCUCCUGGGCGGGGCGGUUACGCAACACCUCUGACUCGACGUGGACGUUCGUGACAUUUCAAAAGACGAUUUUUUUUCAUCACGAAAUCGAAGACGCACAAACGAAUCUUGUUUUUAUUUCAGGUUUAGACGUAUUCUUUUAUUCUUUCAUUAUUUUAUUUAAAGUAUGAUUUCAAUGCUCCGAGCUCGCGGGUCUCCUCCCGUCCGGGCCGCCCCGCUCCGAGGAUGGAGCGCUCCCCGUCGCCUGCCGAGCAGCCGGCGGAGCGAAUGGAAACGCGCCGCAAGUAUUACCUUAAUGUUCAGAAACUGAGUCACAGAACCCGACUUCAGAUUAUCUCUGAAGUUACUGCCGAGAAAACCACCAACAGCGCAAAGACGGAGGUUCAUUUCCUCUUGGACUCUUUUUUUCAGGCAAUCAGUUUAUAUCCAAAACUCAAAUUUUUUAAAUAUAUUUUUUAAUGUAUUUAGAAAAUAAAUUCAGCUUUAUUCACAUCAAAUGGAGCUUUUUUCACUCGAAAGCUCCAAGAAAAACCAAAAGAAUCAACUUAGAAAUGAUCUGCGGCGGCCAAUCGCGUGACCGGCUGCGGACACGCCCCCGAGUCGUGACCGGCUGUGGACACGCCCCCAAGUCGUGAUCUGCGGCAGACACGCCCACAACCGCCGCCGGUCGCUUCCGAAAAUGUCUGAUUUUAGUAGAGCGUCCUCGAACGUCUCGCUUGGCUUCUCGGUUCAGGAAAGGGGAGCGGCUUCAGACGAUGCGUUCAAAGUCAACACUGUCUGUUUUUUCCGCUGCUCUCGGACUCAUCGACACAAACCCAAGAUGAUUUUCCGUUGCCGCGUUUAUUUCACCGACAGAAUCUGAGUUACCAAAUGAUGUGUUCAUGUUUUUAUUUUAUUUUUUUAAGGAAAAUGUUCCGCUUUCCCACGGCGUGAAUGAACAUCAAAUAAGCACAAGCGCUCGUUCUCCGUGGGGCGAAAGUCCUACGAUUAAUUCUGUCUUCCGAUGAAAUUCAGUUUCGUGGAAAUCACCGGAGCCCCGAAAAAAAGUGUCAACGUGUCGCUGGAAUUUAUUUUUUGGGGGCUUUUUAAUUUAAAUACUAUAAAUAUUAUUAAUGUUUGUUCUUGUUUUUGAUAUAUUUCACUAAUUUCCUGAGUGUUUGGAGACUUGACGGUUCCGUUUGUGCGAGGAUGAAAUCUUGGCGUGUACAUAAAUACAGAUAUUAUUAUUAUUGGAAUAUAAAUAAUCGCUCGCUUGAAAUAAAAUCGGUCGGAGGAAGUUCUGCCUCCCAAAUACUUCCUCUUGUGUCGAUGAAUUGAUGCGCUCAACAAGCCCCGCCCGCCUGGCGGGCUGGGUCACAUAAAUCAAACGGCCCCAAAGUAAAUGAGCUCAUGUGUUCAUGUGUAACGCUAUGAAUAAAUAAAUAAACGGA
This is a messenger RNA of Pseudoliparis swirei, 3488 nucleotides long. RefSeq names its product ubiquitin specific peptidase 12b (gene usp12b). Gene Ontology annotation, molecular function: cysteine-type deubiquitinase activity; cysteine-type endopeptidase activity. The transcript is spliced from 10 exons. Bases 232 to 1380 code for a protein of 382 amino acids. Gene Ontology annotation, cellular component: nucleus; cytosol. NCBI's taxonomy places the organism in Eukaryota, Metazoa, Chordata, Actinopteri, Perciformes, Liparidae. The record is from RefSeq and is a predicted model, not a curated record. Gene Ontology annotation, biological process: protein deubiquitination.